AAUCUAAUUCUUCUUCACCGUCUGACAACACUAAAAAUUUGAUUAUCAAAUGGGAUAAUACAAAUAAGUGUAAAUGCGGAAAAUGUGUCAAGGCUUACCCACGCGAUGUAAAAAGUUAUAAAGAGGCCAUGAAGAUUAAAGGUAUUGGUGAUAGGAUUGGAAAUCUUAUUAAAAAAUAUUUUGAAUUGGAUACAAUCCCUGAAGCAGAAAAAAUACUGGAUGAUCCUAGAUUCCUAACAUUGGAUUUAUUUACACGUGUUUUUGGCGUUGGAACUAAGAAAGCAAACGAAUGGUAUAAUAAAGGAUACGAGACAAUAGAUGAUUGUAAGAAAGAUCCAAAUUUAACAAAUGUACAAAAAAUAGGAUUGGAAGUGUUUGAUGAUUUUCAGAAAAAAAUGACACGUGAAGAUGUUGAAGAAAUUUUCGAAAUUUUGAAUAAAGAAGUCAAAAGCAUUGAUUCACAAUAUUUCUUAACAAUUGUUGGUGGUUAUCGUAGAGGUAAAGAAUUUAAUGGGGAUUUGGAUGUGAUAUUAUCGCAUCCUGAAGAAGAAUUAGAACCAUUUAUAUUAAAGAAAAUAGUGAACAGACUUGCUGAUAAAGCAUUCAAUAGAAUUAAACUUGUUUAUACAUCAAAACUAAUUGAUUACCCUGUAUCAUAUCAAACAAGACACACACUUGCAAUUCUACAUAAUAAUGAAGGAAUCUGUGAAAUGGUAAGUAUAGUUCGCCAAGCUUGUAUGGCACCCUUAUCUCCACAAAAUCUUUUUAAUAUAGCUAAGAUUGAAGAAGGACGUGACAAACAAUGGAUAAGGAAUUUAAAUCAAAUCACAAAACGUAAUUCUGAGAGAGCACUUGAAUUGCAAAGUUUACGUGUAGACCUUAAUUUUUUUGAUUGGGACCAAAGCCAAAUUGUUGAUAAAAAUUAUCAAUCAAAAAUUGAAGUCUCGGAGAAAAUUGAUUUAGAGACAAUGUAUGAAUCAGCACUUAAUGGAAUUUUUGGUUUUUCAGACUUUCGUGAUGGACAAAAAGAUGCAAUCUUAUCUUUUGCUCAAAAUCAUGAUACUCUUGUUCUGAAACAAACAGGUGGUGGCAAAAAAAUUGUGGCACGUCUUGGUAUAAACCAUCAAAAAAUAUUAGUAAUUCGUGAUAAAUAUUUUGGAAAUAAUUCAAUUAUUUUCCAAGUACAAAAAAGAAGGGACAAUAAAGAACAAUUCUUGGAAGAUAUUCUGAGGGCUAUUAAUGAAGUUGAAGUUGGAAAAUGCAUUAUUUAUUGUGCAUCUGUAAAAGGAUGUGAGAAUUUAUUAUCAGAUCUCCAAGACAAGAUUGCAAAAGAAAUAAUUACUAUGUAUCAUGGUGAAUUUUCUGCUAAAGAAAAGUCCAAAAAGAUAUUAGAACAGUUAUGGGAAUUUAUUCAGGAAGACAGGAAAGGAGAUCCUAUGCCUGAGGUAUGUAUGGUUUGUGAUAAUUGUGUACGGAGAAUGGCUGAUAAUCCAAGUUUUGUAAAUGUUAAAUCAAAUAUGCAAAAGAUGUUAGAGGUUAUAGAUGCAAUUAGUAAGGUAAAACAACAGUUUGGUCAUUUGCCAGUAUAUCAGGAAAAAUUUCCAAGAAUCUUAAAAACAAAAGAAGAUGCCUUUUUACUAUUGGAUGAUUUAGUUUUACGUAAAUUAGUUGAAGAAGAUAUUGUAUUGACUAGGUCAUCAGCAGGUCAAACUUGUGUUUGUAGUGUUUCUAUUCUUGGCCUUACUGAAGAUGCAUUUGCAAAAGCCAAUAAUCAAAAUUGGAUAUAUCUGAUAAAAUAA
Messenger RNA from Entrophospora sp. SA101, 1799 nucleotides. Lineage: Eukaryota; Fungi; Glomeromycota; Glomeromycetes; Entrophosporales; Entrophosporaceae. The record is from the annotation of a GenBank genome assembly.